UAUCCUCGACGUCGUCGUCGUCGUCGUUGCAGCCGUUUGGAUUAUUAGUUUUUCUUGAGUUUCCUUUCGAAUUUUUGGACAGUGUGUGCUAUUAUUAUUCGGUUGGUGAACUUGGUCCACUGCGGGUCGCGUUCGUUCUUGGACCUUUUUUUUCCUGUCGUGUGAGUGUAUCGUGGUGCUAAACAGGAAAUUCCAUCGAUUCUUUCCGAUUAAUUGUUUCGGAGCAGAUUCCAUUCCAGCCUGUGUGAUUGCAGCUUUCGGGGCUUAGGCUUUCGGAUAUCGCAGUGGUGCUGCGACGUAGAAUUAGUAGCAAUAACAGUUGAUUUAGGGGUUAUUGUUAUGGGCUAUGGUGGCGGUGUGAUGGUGUGAGUGCACGAGCCAUUCAAUGUUGAUUAAGUGAAAUUGUGGAAAGGGGGAAAAACAUCAUCACAGCGAUUGGGGGAGGUAGACACUAGUACAACUAGUACACUGUAACAAAACAAAGCUGGUGACGAAGACCGUGGGAGAGGAAAGCAGAUCGCUGCUGGAAAGUGUGUGUGCUUGGGCACGGGAAAAUUACUGCCGUGGGAACCUCCACGUUCAAGACUACAAGAAGUGGGUCUUGGAAAGUCGGUUGACAGUGGGAAUGGAGUGAAAUUUUUGUGAAGUGUGAAGUGGAUCACUUUCAAAGCCGAAGAAAAGCUCAGUGCAAAGUAGUUCGUCAGUGCGUGGAAUGCAAUUCUGAACACGCAGUCAGUGCAGUUACGGAGUGGUGCGAAAUCAAAACAAAGCUGAAGCAGACUGGAUUCCAGUGACAUCAGCAGCGGAACGAAACCGAACCAGCGAGCAAACGAGCUGUAACUAUUUUGGUUGAUGUAGUGGUACCGAUACCUACUGGUUGCAUGGUCGUUGCAGAUAUUUCACGCAACCGCGGCCAGGUGUGUUCGGUUGCCAAUGUUAUUCGAUGUUGGCAACUAUAAGGAAACAAGAGGGAUUGAUGUUGUGUGCCGCAUAGGACGGACCGAACGACGGACAAAUUGAAUAACUCGAAGAGCCGGAGUCAUUCGUCAUGGAGAAAAGUUUCGAUGAAAUAACAGUCUCCAGCCUGUCCGAUCUGCAGCUGGGAAAUUCGUCCGGCGCGGGGGUCACGAUACCGGAGCAACAGUCGUCUUCGUCGUCAUCAUUCCACCGGGAAGCCUCGCAGCUCAUCAACAGCAAUAGCAGCAACGGGCAACACCAACAACAACAACAGCAGCAACAGCAACGCAACAGCUCCAUCAACGGUAACGAGAAAAAAUCAUCCAGCAAACAGCAGCAGCAGCAACAACAACCGCCCUCGUUCAACCCGUCGAAACACUUGGACGUUUGGCUGGCCAAUGCCAUCCGGGGUUUGGAGAACGCCACCAGCCAGGACUCGCCGGAUCAGCUGGACAGUCCCACUCUGAAGGGAGGCGAACCACUGUCGCUUCCGCCCAAUUUGAGCUACCUUGACGCGCCAAACUCGUCAUCGCCAUCGAAUAUCGGACUGUUUUCGCCAACUCAGCUGCAUCAUCAGCAGCAACAGACACUACCGCUGGACCUAAGUGGCGGCAGCGUGAUUGGUGGUGUCAUUCAACAGCAGAAUCCCUACCGCUUCGGUGUCAAUAGUAAUUUUUUGCUCAACGACGGCAGUGAAUUUGCAAGCCUUCCUCCGCGGAUCAGCUAUCAGAGCUUGCAGCAGCAGCAGCAACAGCAACAACAACAACAACAACAACUACAACAGCUGGGACGGAGGGCUCCACUGCAGCGGAACCAGAGUUCGUCGUUUCAAGACUUGCUGAACGCGCAAAGAAUCAUGACCGACUCGUACAUCAACGACUCGUCGGACAACGAAUCGAAGAACAGCUGUGCCAAAUCGAAGCUGGAAAUGGCGGAAACCCUGCUGGCCGACCUGAACCUCCUGAACGGUGGUGGUGGCGGUGGUGGUGGGGGUGGCUUGAUGAUGGCCGGUCAUGGCAACAACAACAACAACAACAAUAAUGGCAGCACCAGUACGGCGUCGGGCAAUGGAGGCGGAGGAGGAGGAGGAGGAGGAGGAGGAGGAGGAGGGGGCGGUGGAGGUGGAUACAAUGGCACCACAACCAGUGCAACCAGUGGCAUCAAUCAGAGCACCAAUAGCAAUAAUCUGGUGGUGGUUCUGCUCAAGGAGAUUAGCAAGUUGCACGAAACGAAUAAGAAAAUCUGCCGAAAUUUGCAUGAAACCAAAGUGGAGAUGGAAGCUUUGAAGCAUUCUUCGCACUGGGGCCUUAGCCAACGUAGAGACAGUAUAAGCGGUAUGAGCACCAAUAGUCAGCCAGUAGGAAUGCGUUACAAUAGCUUCGGACUGCAGAGUCCUGCACCGACGUAUCACUCGCAAGGUAGCUACAGCCCCGGAAUGGUGGCGGAUGUGAUUCGGGAGAUCCGUGAGGUAUCACGUGUCCGCGAGGAAGCCAUGAUGGAUCGCAUGAAAACGAUGAUCGAGGAGCGGUCGUGGGCCAUGAACGAGGCCAACUUUCGGCUGCUCAAGGAAUCGGAAGACAUGAAAAAGAGCAUGCACAUGGUGCGGUCCGAGAUGAACCAGAUGGUCGAUCGGAUGCUGAAACUCGAGAACGAAGUCAUCAAUCUACGGGCUCAGCUGAAUAGUCACCAGCAUCAGCAGCAGCAGCAUCAUCAGCACCAUCUGCGGGAGCGGGACUCCUAUGCAGGUUCGUCGUCGUCCACGGCUGGUCAGGCGGCAAAGUUGAGGAGAAACAGUAUGCAUUUAAACUACGGAAGAAUAAGCAAUACGGACGAGUUCUACGGCGGCAAUAACUUCAAUGACCUGAGUAACGAACUACGAUUCAGCAACGGCGGUGGCGGUAGUAACAAUAUGCGCGGCAAGAUCGGUGAGAAUAGCUUUGUCGGCCAGACGUUAAAUGGAGGUGGUGGUUUCGGGGAGGAAAUGCAUGAUGAUUCCUCCAACGAUCAGGUGUUGUUGUUGGAGAAGGAUGCGUUGAUGCUGAGGCGAGAGCUACAGGAUGCUUUGGCCUCGAAGCAGGAGUCGGAAAACCGGAUUACAGCUUUGGAAAAUAUUGUAAGCACUCUCAAAGAACAGGUUCCGUCAGCCGUCACAAUGCCGCAGCACCAUCCCGGAUACGGCAUUCAAUCGCGGACGACAGUGACGACGCCGACGCCGACGACGACUGCGAGCCCAGUUGGAAUGGGGGUGGUGGCUAGUAGCCACCACCAGCAGCAGUACCAACAGCAACAGCAACAGUACUACUUCCGAACCAUCAACAACGUUUCGCCAAGCCCUCAGCUGACUCAUCCUCCGGCCGCACCGAUAUCACCCGCCAAGCUACAGAAGGCAGCGCAGAUCCAGAGCAUCCCACCGUCGUCCGGCAAGCAGUACAUGCAUCUGCCGUCCAGUGCGAUUAACGUGUCCGGACCGGUUACGGAUUUGUAAGGUCGGUAAAGGUAUGCUUGGAAGGGUUUUUUUUUACCAUGGAAGUUCUGGAAGUUCGAGGGGAUCGUCUCUAGCCGGGGUGUGGCAUCAUGUUUUAUGAACGUUUGAGGUACUGGGAUGGGAUGAGUUUAUCGUUGUCCUCUAGUUGGUAACAUUGGGCAGCAGAAGAUCGGUUUUCACAAACUUACUCGAACUGUUGAAGCUGUGUAGAUUGGGAAAUGAAUCUUCAUUGGCUCGGGAGGCACGGAACAAAUUUGGUAACGGAUCGGGGAUCUGAGAGGAUGAGCUUCUGUGUAAUUUUCCAAUGAUCUAUGUACUCUACUAGCAGA
Molecule: messenger RNA, 3771 nt
Organism: Ochlerotatus camptorhynchus
Lineage: Eukaryota; Metazoa; Arthropoda; Insecta; Diptera; Culicidae
Product: GATA zinc finger domain-containing protein 10-like
Exons: 8
Coding region: 1049-3442 (797 amino acids)
Biological process (GO): positive regulation of transcription by RNA polymerase II
Cellular component (GO): mediator complex
Molecular function (GO): transcription coactivator activity; transcription factor binding
Source: RefSeq, a predicted model, not a curated record